AUGAGGGAUGCAUUUCUCUCCCGGUGCACAAGACUCCUUCAUCUCCUCUGGAUGAGCCUCAUUUCCAUGGAGAGCUGCGGUGCCAAAGUUUUGGAGAAGACGUUUGAAGAAUGGAUGAGGUACAAGGCCGAAUGCUCGAAGAAGAUGGCAAAUGACCCUUAUCCCUCCGGACUGUUCUGCAACCGAACAUUUGAUAUGUACGCAUGCUGGCCUGACGGGAGUCCGGGCACCGUUGUCAAUGUCUCCUGCCCCUUCUACUUGCCCUGGUUUGAAAAAGUUAAACACGGGCUCGUGAGCCGCAAGUGCGGGGCUGACGGGCACUGGGUGCUACUGAACGGGACAGAGGCCUGGAGGGACCACUCUCAGUGCAAGGACGAGGCGGAAGCCACCAGUGAAGAGGAAGGGGCCCACCGGUUGAUGGUGAGCUUCAAAGUCCUCUACACAGUGGGCUAUUCCCUGUCGCUGCUAGCUCUGACCCUGGCUCUGCUCAUCCUCACCGUCUUCAGGAAGCUGCGUUGCACUCGGAACUACAUCCACGCCAAUCUCUUCGCCUCCUUUGGGCUCCGGGCAGUUUCAGUAAUUGUGAAGGAUUCGUUGCUGGAGAAGAUGUGGGGGAAGGAGGUCUUUCAGAUGUCUGACUGGGAGGCCUUGCUGAGUAAUGAAGCUGCAAUUGGCUGCCGAGUGGCUCAGGUGGUGAUGCAAUACUGUAUCCUAGCCAAUCACUAUUGGUUUCUGGUGGAGGCGGUCUACCUAUACAAGCUUCUGAUAGGAGCCGUCUUUUCAGAGAAGAAUUACUACACCCUCUACCUGUACCUUGGCUGGGGAACCCCUGUAGUAUUUGUGGUUCCAUGGAUGGCCGCCAAAUACCUGAAGGAGAACGCAGAGUGCUGGGCACUGAAUGAGAACAUGGCUUAUUGGUGGAUUAUUCGGAUUCCUAUUCUGCUAGCAUCUGUGAUCAACCUGCUCAUCUUCAUGCAGAUCCUCAAGGUGAUUCUGGCCAAGCUGCGAGCCAACCAGAAGGGCUACGCUGACUACAAAUUGCGGUUAGCCAAAGCCACCCUCACCCUUAUCCCUCUAUUUGGGAUCCAUGAAGUGGUCUUCAUUUUUGCCACCGAUGAACAAACCACAGGGAUCUUGCGCUACAUCAAAGUGUUCUUCACGCUCUUCCUCAACUCUUUCCAGGGGUUCCUGGUUGCUGUCCUCUACUGCUUUGCAAAUAAGGAGGUGAAAUCGGAAAUGAAAAAGAAAUGGCAGCUGUGGAAACUGGAUCACACGGCGGUCUGCUGCACUCAGUGA
Eublepharis macularius is the source of this 1296-nucleotide messenger RNA. RefSeq names its product glucagon receptor-like. The record is from RefSeq and is a predicted model, not a curated record. Lineage: Eukaryota; Metazoa; Chordata; Lepidosauria; Squamata; Eublepharidae. The coding region runs from base 1 to 1296 and encodes 431 amino acids. The transcript has 13 exons. Gene Ontology annotation, biological process: cell surface receptor signaling pathway; adenylate cyclase-modulating G protein-coupled receptor signaling pathway. Gene Ontology annotation, molecular function: peptide hormone binding; glucagon receptor activity. Gene Ontology annotation, cellular component: plasma membrane.